This is a messenger RNA of Cydia splendana, 2379 nucleotides long. Its product is annotated as 15-hydroxyprostaglandin dehydrogenase [NAD(+)]-like. Gene Ontology annotation, cellular component: cytoplasm. The transcript is spliced from 6 exons. Gene Ontology annotation, molecular function: oxidoreductase activity, acting on the CH-OH group of donors, NAD or NADP as acceptor. The record is from RefSeq and is a predicted model, not a curated record. Bases 126 to 884 code for a protein of 252 amino acids. NCBI's taxonomy places the organism in Eukaryota, Metazoa, Arthropoda, Insecta, Lepidoptera, Tortricidae.
GAUCGAGGGAGGCGCUCCCUUCCGUCCGCGAUCGAACAUCGAACACGGAAUACCGGCGCGAGGCAACGGACCGUCCACACGUAGGGCGCGGUCGUACGGGAAAUUAAAAAGUAAAUAAAAUAGUGAUGGAGCUCAAAGGAAAGGUCGCUCUGAUUACCGGUGCGGCGGCCGGCAUAGGAUUGGCUUAUAGUGAGGAAUUGCUGAAACAUGGAGCUAAGGUGUCACUAUGCGACAUAGACUCCGACAUCGGCGAGCAGGUCUCCGAUGAACUGGGCGCGAAGUAUGGACGUAAGAACGUGCUGUUCUGCCAGUGCGAUGUCACCGACUACCCGCAGUACGAAGAGGCUUUCGAGAUGACGAUUAAAGUGUUCAACCGGCUGGACAUCGUGAUCAACAACGCUGGAGUCAUGAACGACCGGUUUUGGGAGCUGGAGGUCGACGUCAACUUGAACGGCGUCAUUCGCGGUACUUUACUGGCGUACCGGUUUAUGGGCAAGGACCGCGGCGGACAGGGCGGUACCAUCGUGAACACGGCUUCCACUGCAUUUACAAGGCCCCAAGUAUCUACCCCCAUUUAUACAGCCACCAACUAUGCCGUCGUGGGACUCACGAGGGCUUACGGAGACCAGUAUCACGUAGGACUGACAGGCGUUAGGAGUCUCGUGUUAUGCCCGGGGCUCACAGACACGGGCCUGGUCAAGGAAAUACGCAAACAGCUCAUGUCUUCCGAGUACGAGGCAGCUUGGCAGCGUGACAACGCCAACGCCAAGACGCAAAGCUCAGAGCACGUAGGACGAGCUCUAGUGGAGAUACUCACCAAAGGCCAGAGCGGCUCCGUGUGGAUCGUGGAGAACGGCCAACCCGCACGGGAGUGGCGUGGCUAAACUACAUACACUCGACAACCUUCCAGUAUGUACUGCGAGCACUGCGCGCAAUGAUAUAUUCGGACUUACGGAGCACAAUAUGGAUUCAAGAGCUUUCGCAUGACGAUUACUGUUUAGAAAGACUGGAGAAUUGCGUGUAUGACUCAUUUAAUUGUGCACAAAUAAGCGCCGCACCAUUCCACUACCCCAGGGUUAAUCGGUUAAACCUGGAGAUACCGGUACAAUUUGACACACGGUUAACCGCGUAACCCCGGGUUAGCGGGAUGGUGCAAGUGGCCCUAAGAGAACCGAUAUGCGAAUGGUCCGAAACUAUGUCAUUAAAACGCACACAUUCUUAAAAGUCGCGACACCGCUCUGUAACUGCCACCAAUUCGCACGUCGCUCCGAUGUUUGAGCGAGACAACGGUAUGCGCGUAUUAUAUCGACAUCCCGCUCGCACGUCGCUCCGCAAUCGGAUGCAGUGUGCCACGCGCCUAAGCGAUAUAGUGAUGUCACAACUCUUUUAUUCUGAUACCGAUGGUUCGGAGAAAAGCCAAAGUAUUUCUAGUCCAAUAAUACUUUUUCGAUCACCUUAUUUUAUGAGGAAGCGCAAGAUAUUUAUCAAGCUUUACCUGAGAAUGUAUGGGCAUUUUUGAAAGAUACUCUCAUAUAAUAUAAGUAUACUAAGAUAUUUCGAAUGACUGUUUUGAGUGGGUGAUCCUAUCCAUCCUAUUUAAAUAAUAGUGUUUUUCUUUUGUAUAAUCGACCGAUGGUCUCUUGACAUUAUAUUAUACUGUUUCCGGUCUUUGGCUCAAUGAAUAGACUCAACAUAAAUCUGCCAAAAAAAUAUAUAUUUACGUCUUAAGUUUGGCGUAAUUAAAAAAAAUAGAAUUACCAAUUUCCUUUUCAUAUCUCAUAUCUUUUCUAAACAUUCUACUUUACGAUUUUUUAAAGAGCAUUUUAACACCGAUGUAUUUGAGUGAUUGUGUUUUAUACUUCUGAUGCUUAUGGAUUUACUUAUGACUACGUAUAAUCUCCACGAAGUAACAAUAUGAAUACGUGAUGUGGUUGUGUAAAUAUUCAGUUCUUUAGUAUUAGAAGUGUUUUAGUAAGAAGCUGCAUUUAUAUUUUAUAAAAUAUAUUUUACAAACAUAUAGAUAAGUAGGCUAAGAAUAAUGUUAGACAAUGUAUCGUGUACCUAUACUUGGAAAUUGUCUGUAUACUUAAGGCCCUGUAUAAUAAGAUAAGUAUGUAUUAUAAGCACAUACUUUGUUAUUGGCUUGUGUAUGUUACGAUGUCAGACAUUUUGUUGACGUGCAAGUGUUACAGUUAAUUCAUUUCACAAAGACGAAUAUUUUUUUAUUAUUGACAUUAGUCUAAUUUCGGUUAUCUUUCGUGAGAUGAAAUAUCUAUAACAAUUACCAUGGAAUUCGAUAUUAUUUGUAAAUUCUCAACAGUUUUUUUACAAGUUGGUUGCUGAGAUUUUUUGAUUUGCAAUAAAAGAGAAAAGGUACAA